This is a messenger RNA of Soboliphyme baturini, 927 nucleotides long. The record is from the annotation of a GenBank genome assembly. Lineage: Eukaryota; Metazoa; Nematoda; Enoplea; Dioctophymatida; Soboliphymatidae.
AUGGCAAUGCUGGAUUUGGUCGCAAACGUCGAUCAUCUGGUAUUCGAUGUUGAGGUGGCACUGGAGUCUCAGCUCGGUGCUCAACCAUUGCCGUUUGCUGGCAUGGAUAAAACCGGUGCUGCGAUAUGUGCUUUUUUCUUGAAUUCUUCCUGCAGCAAAGGUGUUCAGUGUCCAUUUCGUCAUGUAGCUGGCGAGAAGUCGGUCGUGUGCAAGCACUGGCUUCGUGGACUGUGCAAGAAAGGCGACCAGUGCGAGUUUCUCCACGAAUACGACUUGAGCAAGAUGCCUGAGUGUUAUUUUUUCUCCAAGUAUAAUGCCUGCAGCAACAAGGAAUGUCCUUUCCGUCACAUAGAUCCUGAAAGUAAAAUUAAAGACUGCGCUUGGUACGACCGCGGCUUCUGCAGGAACGGUCCUCAUUGCAAAAAUCGUCAUCGUCGUCGCGUGAUGUGUCUGUCGUACCUGAACGGCUUUUGUCCAGACGGCCCUGAGUGUAAAUAUUCUCACCCCCGCUUCGACAUUCCGCUUCCGGAUCCCACGUCUCAGGCUCGGAAGGUGAUGAGCAGUCUGGUGAUUUGUCAUCACUGUGGCGAACUUGGUCAUAAAAUCAAUAACUGUCCAAAACUGCCGGGAGCUACCAUGUUUGGAGGCAUGCGAGCUCCGUUUUGGAUUCAGCCACAUAAAAUGGAACCAUUACCUCCGGAACAGAGGCAGCGACCCCUGCAUGAAGUGACUUGUUACAAGUGCGGGGAAAAAGGUCAUUAUGCCAACAAAUGCUCCAAAGGGGCGUUGGCGUUUUUGUCGCAGUCCGCUCAUAUGACCCAGGAGAUUCGACAGCGCGAAGAGGAGCAGCAGCAACGACGGCUGAUUACUCAGCAGCAGGCAGUGAAGUUCGUCGGCCAACGAAGAGCAGGAGAGAUGAUGAGAUGA